Messenger RNA from Sphaeroforma arctica JP610, 1043 nucleotides. RefSeq lists its product as hypothetical. The transcript has 4 exons. The record is from RefSeq and is a predicted model, not a curated record. Bases 150 to 701 code for a protein of 183 amino acids. Lineage: Eukaryota; Ichthyosporea; Ichthyophonida. Gene Ontology annotation, biological process: L-methylmalonyl-CoA metabolic process. Gene Ontology annotation, molecular function: methylmalonyl-CoA epimerase activity. Gene Ontology annotation, cellular component: mitochondrion.
AUUUUUUUAUAAAUAUUUGUAAUUUACCGUACACAAAAGUGGCUAUGAGUCACGAGUAUUAAGCGCUCAAUGUAUUUAGUAUGUAUGUACUGGUCAGAAACUAGCGCGAUCAUACGCACAUUCAUAGCUUCUUUGAUAUUCAAUCCACAAUGGUGUUACCUAUGUUCCGUAGCUUAGCGGUACCGCAUACACGUGCUAUCUUUAGCUCAGCGAGGGCGCUUCCCUGCAGUGCUCCAAACCAAAUGAAUGCCGUCCGACUACAGUCAACCAGUGCCAAGUCGUGGCAAACGGGGAAGCUGAACCAUGUGGCUAUAGCUGUGCCCGAUCUUGAGCAGGCAUCACAGUUUUGGAGAGAUACGAUGGGGGCUAAAAGCGUGAGCGAACCAGUGCCCCAACCGGAGCACGGUGUGUACACAGUCUUUGUGGUGCUUGGCGAUGGCGCAAAGAUAGAACUCAUCCACCCUUACGGAGACAAGAGUCCGAUCGCGAAUUUCUUGGCUAAGAAUCCCAGUGGAGGCAUCCACCACAUAUGUGUCGAGACUGACAAGAUUGACAACGCUAUCAAAGAAUUACCCGAGAAUGGCAUCCGCCUGCUAGCAAAAGAGUCUAAAAUCGGUGCGCAUGGAAACCCGGUGGUCUUCAUGCAUCCCAAAGAUACAAAUGGCGUACUGACAGAGCUUGAAGAGACCAAAAACUUCUGAGGAAUCGAAUCGAAGCAAUGAUGACUAGUCAACCAACCAGUGGUAGUGGCGAGUAAACGCAAGGGGAUGAUACAAUACAAGCGCGCCUGAGCUAGCCUGGUUAGGCUAGAGAGCAACCUAUGUUCCUUCAAUCGAGAAUAUUGAGUAUGUCCCUGUGGAGAUACUAUCUGAGCGUGUUGGGACGAGCUAUCGGACUACCGAUUGGUUGGAUAUUGAAAUGUCUUAAUACACCGCGCAAUGCGGAUUAUCAGUCAGAUGUCAGUUUAGUUCAGAAACGCAUCCGUUCCCGCUCUCCCCAAACACUGAUCAAUAAAAUUUGCUACUAUGCACUUCAUUCUAAAA